AUGCCCGACUGGCGCUCGGAAUACCUAGCCUCCAUCCGGGAGCAGGAGAGGAAUAACCCCGUCAACCUCGAGAUCGUUCAGCUCUGUUCCCAACUAUCCGACCGCGUCGCCGCCCUCGAAGCCGAAAAGGAGCUCCUGAAAUCCAAGAUCGCGCCCGCCGACGCGAAGACGAGGACGACAAACGAGAAAGCAGCGCCGAUCGACACGAUCAGCACCGACCCGAGCGUGAACCAGCUGCAGCUCAACCUGGCCGAGGCGCUGCGGUCGAACGGGACGCUGCAAGACCGGGCGAAGAAGGCCGAGGAGGAGGUGCAGGUGCUGCGCAAGAAGAACAAGGACGAUGCGCGGCAGGUGAGGAACCUGACGGCCGAGAAGACGGCCCUGGCGACAAAAUUGAAGGAUCGCGAGCACGAGCUGCGCGAGAAGAGGAAGCUGGUCGAGAACGUCCAAGACGAGAUGAUCACGUUGAACCUCCAAGUGGCCAUGGCCGAAAAGGAGAGGGACAAGGUCAAGGCAGAGAACAAGGAGCUCGUCGAUCGGUGGAUGAAGAGGAUGGCCCAGGAAGCCGACGCCAUGAACCUUGCAAACGAGCGCUGA
This is a messenger RNA of Colletotrichum karsti, 597 nucleotides long. RefSeq names its product autophagy protein 16. Bases 1 to 597 code for a protein of 198 amino acids. The transcript is spliced from 3 exons. Lineage: Eukaryota; Fungi; Ascomycota; Sordariomycetes; Glomerellales; Glomerellaceae. The record is from RefSeq and is a predicted model, not a curated record.